Messenger RNA from Pleuronectes platessa (European plaice), 576 nucleotides. RefSeq names its product pro-opiomelanocortin-like. The transcript has 2 exons. NCBI's taxonomy places the organism in Eukaryota, Metazoa, Chordata, Actinopteri, Pleuronectiformes, Pleuronectidae. The record is from RefSeq and is a predicted model, not a curated record. Bases 1 to 576 code for a protein of 191 amino acids. Gene Ontology annotation, cellular component: extracellular region. Gene Ontology annotation, biological process: neuropeptide signaling pathway. Gene Ontology annotation, molecular function: neuropeptide hormone activity.
AUGCGUCCUGUGUGGCUAUUGGUGGCCGUGGCUGUGGUGGGUGUGGUCAGCGGAGACGACAACCAAUGCUGGGAGCAUCCGAGCUGCCAGGAUGUCAACGAUGAGAGCAGCAUGAUGGAGUGCAUCCAGCUCUGUCGGCCUGACCUCCCCCCCGAGCCCUCCUCCUCCUCCACCCCUCCGGCCAAGCGCUCCUACUCCAUGGAGCACUUCCGCUGGGGGAAGCCCAUCGGACGGAAGCGUCGCCCGGUCAAGGUCUACACCUCCGAUGGCGUGGAGGAGGUGUCGGCCGAGGUGUUCCCCGAGGAGAUGCUGAGGCGGGAGCUCCCGGCAGCAGCAGACGACCAGGAGACGCUGGCAGCGGGGGAGCAGGAGAAGCUCCAUGAUGUCCACGAGAAAAAAGACAGCACCUACAAGAUGAAGCACUUCCGCUGGAGCGGUCCAGUGGCCAGCAAGCGCUACGGCGGCUUCAUGAAGAGCUGGGACGAGCGCCUCCAGAGGCCGCUGCUCACCCUCUUCAGAAACGUCAUCAAGGACAAAGAACGGGAGACAACUGGGGAACAGGGGGGGGAGAUCUGA